Messenger RNA from Coregonus clupeaformis (lake whitefish), 2837 nucleotides. RefSeq names its product BCL-6 corepressor-like protein 1. The transcript is spliced from 3 exons. Bases 253 to 2628 code for a protein of 791 amino acids. The record is from RefSeq and is a predicted model, not a curated record. NCBI's taxonomy places the organism in Eukaryota, Metazoa, Chordata, Actinopteri, Salmoniformes, Salmonidae.
CAUCAGACCGUAUACCGAGAUACAGUACGGACUGUCUUGACGAAACCCCCCCGGACUUUAAGAACCGAAAACCGUCGAGAUUAGUGAACAGCAACCGACAAGAACGAAAGACUUGAUUCUCGCUGGAGCUGUGAUAUAUACUGUUCAUUUACACCCUGGACGAACGGCAUAUCAUCCUAUACAGAGGAAGACCCCCUUGCUGCAGACCUGAGGUCAACUACACCUAAGAAAUGUUGUGUUAAAGAAAAGCAUAUGCAGGUGGAUCCAACUCCAAUGAAUGUAGGGGAUGGAGGCACGGUGACCCGAGAGAUCGGUGCUCCGAUUAAAGCGUCUGCGAGCAUGGUAGGGAAUCGCCCUCAGACGCUGCCCCAGGAGCUCAGAGGAGAUGUGCCCCUCAGUCAGCCAAACAAGACCACCACAGCAACAGACUGUAAAACGCCGGUCAACGUCUGUUCAGACCCUAGCAACUUCAACCAUUGCCCAGUGGUCCAUCCUCCGCAAGAACACAACAAUGCUCCAACGUCAGGCCCUCCCCUCAUUAGCUCUGACAAGAGAGCAGACAAGAGGUCAGAGGUCCCUAAACCCAAGGCUGAUGGUGCUGGGGUCGUUCCCAUACAUCAGUGGCCGUGUGGUACAAAGAACAGCCCUGGUGACCCAGUUAACCCAAGUCACAGCAGUGUGACGUCCAAUAAAAAACCACAUACUCAGACCCAGCCAGUGAUUGGUCUUCCAGCUGGGUUUCAGUGCUCAACACUAUUUAAACCAGGCCAGCCUGUUGCUUUUCUUCCCUCCACUAACUUUUCAUCUCCACUCUGCAAAAUCACUCUUCCACCCGCGUUGGGUCAGAUCGCAGCAUUGCGAGAAGCCACAGCCAGCCAGUUUCAGAAGGGGAGUCAACCACAAAGCGCAGCUGCUGGCAUGGCACCACUGCUGCGGACCUAUCCAUAUCACUUCUCAGUGGGUCGAAGUCCAGCACCUGAAAAGAAAACACCCACUGCAACACCCAAACUCAAAUGUAACUCGACGUCCAGUAGCAAGAGCUCCAAAGCUGGAGGAGAGCAUAAAUCCUCCAUCGCCUCAGUGGUGGCCUCUCCCACUAUCACUCUCCCAAUACAGCACCCAGCAUUAGCCUCUGCCCCACCAACCCGCUUCACGUUGUCUCCCACCGCUGCCAUCUGCUGUGGCCCUGCACUGGCCAGCAUCACCACUCAGGGCAGGCUGCUGAACCAUGUGGAGAAAGGCCCUCCGCACCGCAGUGCAGACAAGACAUCCGUAGGCUUUCUAAAACUGAAGGCUCCAUCUGCUGCUGAGGACCGUGUGGUUGCUUGCCCGACUGAAGCAAGGGAUGUGCCCCUUGACCUGUCCGCCAAGUCGAAGCGACCAAAAGCAGUCAAAGACCCUCCAAACAUGGUUGCCACCACAGAGCAUCUCCAUAACGAGGCAUGUCAGAAAGUUGCCCUCCAUCCAAAGAGGCCCCAUACUACAACGUAUGGCUCUGCCGUGCCAUACCCGAUCCUACCCGACACUCACAGAAAUGGGGCUUAUCAAAAGCAGAGCAGCAGGCCCCUAAAUCACCAGGGUUUGGAACCCAACUCAUCCUGGGUCAAAGGUUCCUCUCAAGGCCCCAUUAAUAACCUCCCAGGAACCUAUGUAGGUGUGGCCAGCCCCAUACUUGCUUCCACCCUACGUAGCAAAGAUGGGAAGGGGUCCUUUGAGGACGAGUUCCAGACUUUUGCUAGACAGGAGACUAUCUCUAUCAUUGACCAAGGGGAACACCUGGCCUCAAGGGGAAAGAAGGCAUUGUUCAUGACGAAGGGGAACCAGCACGUUCAUGGUAUCAAGCACCCUAACAGUACCAGCCCAGCUGUAACACAAAGCUGUCCCUUUAAGGGGGCUUUCUCCACAGCUCUGCCCGGCUCUACCAACUCACACUCUCAUCAGAAAUCUGCAAGUGUCAAAGCAGCAAUCCCAUACUCCCUCACUGUCGUCAAGCCAUUAUGGCAGCAACCACCACUUCUUCCUUACCAAGGUGCUUCUGUUCAAAGAAAGGUAAGUCAAGGGACUCACAAGGUCAAGGGGGCCACAAGUUCAGAAGGUUCCAAAUUUCAAAGCCCUUCCAGAAUGUCCCCCCUGUCCAACCUUGAGUCCAUAGUGAAGCAGAAAGCUCUAGAGACCACUGCAUUGACUGGUGAGGGAUACUGCCAUCUAUCGCCUGUGGCAUCCAGAAAGCCUGUGGUGAGCACCCACACAGUGGGCCAGGACACAUUGUUCCGUCAGACUGCUUCCUUUGGAUGUCCACCUAUCAGAUCUGUGGAGAACAAAGAGACACUUUCCUCUCAAGGGGAUUCCACACAAGUUAUGAACAAAGUUGAGAAAACAGGUGUCUCUGAGUCCAGAGAAAAGAGCUCUGAGAAACAUGUUAAACUGGGGGAGCAUGCAGGUGGCAAAGAGAUACAGGUCUUUGGAAGUAGUGGUUCAGCUAACAGAAACAGGAUGGACAGCAAAUUAGCCCAGGAGUUGGAGGGAGGAAUGGUGAAGGAGGAGAGUAAGGCUCCUGCUGGUCUGCUCCCCGUGCUAAAUUGGAGGGGAUUGCCCUAUCCAUCCUCACUGGCCAGUGUGCAGGGGUAGUCGAGGUGGAGAAGAAGACGAAUGGAACUAAAGAGGAGUCCCCCACCAAAGCAAAAGCUGCCUUCACCAAACAGAAGAAGCCCCCUAGUCCAAGGAAGCCAACAAAGGAGAAGGCAUCACCGGACCAUUCAAAGAAGGCUGUGGUGCCAGUGAAGAAAAAGCCAGGCCAGGAGACCACUCCAGUUAAGAAAGAACCACGUCCCAAAAAG